Molecule: messenger RNA, 3842 nt
Organism: Xenopus tropicalis (tropical clawed frog)
Lineage: Eukaryota; Metazoa; Chordata; Amphibia; Anura; Pipidae
Gene: emp2
Product: epithelial membrane protein 2
Cellular component (GO): perinuclear region of cytoplasm; nucleus; apical plasma membrane
Source: RefSeq, marked provisional
CAGGCACUGACACUUGCACCCGAAGCGCUAUACUUUCCUUCUCUGCUUCUCUAUUCCUGGGAUCCUUGGCCUGGAUCAGACUCUGCCUUCCAAAUAAUUUGCAGCUUGAUAUAGUAGUAAAGAAAAUCGUGCAAAGAUGCUGGUUGUCCUGGCUUUCAUUAUUGUCUUUCACAUAACAUCCAUAGUCCUGCUCUUCAUCUCUACAAUAGACAAUGCCUGGUGGGUAGGAGAUACAUUCUCUGUUGACAUCUGGAGAUCCUGUUUCACUAAUGGUACAAACACAGUGUGCAAAGAUAUUGUAAGCAGUAACCAAUCAUACCAAACCAUUCAGACCAUCCAGGCAACAAUGAUCCUAUCUACCAUCUUGUGCUGCAUUGGGCUUUUGAGUUUCGUCCUCCAGCUUUUCCGCCUCAAGCAAGGAGAGAGAUUUGUGCUAACUGCCAUUAUUCAGAUGUUAUCAUGCCUGUGUGUCAUGAUUGCUGCCUCUAUUUACACUUCUGAACACGACCAGUUCCACCCAGCGCCUGUACCUGGUGAUGGCAGAUAUGGGUAUUCUUUCGUCAUCGCCUGGAUCGCCUUUGCCUUCACACUAAUGAGCAGCAUCAUGUAUCUUAUACUAAGAAAACGCAAAUAAUUAGCAUCAGUGGCAGCUAGUUCAUUUCUAUCACUACAGAAACCAAAACCAGAUAAUCAUUUUGUAUAUAACCAUUCAUUGUGGUUUUGUAGUAAAGGUAUUGUUUCUUAAAACAAAAUGUACUGUUUUCUUUGCAUCCAUGCUAAAGACUCUGACAUUGUACAUGUAUCCUGCAACAUUUGCCUUCAUCGGGGCUAAUGGGAAGGAUGAAGAAAAUUAUAAUGCAUGUAUAAUGUUUUAUAACUUGAAUUUUUUUUUUAUUUUGUAGAAAUAUAUUUUUAUUUCAAAUAUAGGUGUAACAAAAUAUAGUUAGUGGGUUUGAAUGUGAAAAAGCAAAAAUAGAUCAGACAUUUUCUGUGUAAUGUGAGUUGACUGCAUAUGUUUCCUACGUUGUUAGUAAAUUCUACAUAGAUAUGGACUUAGUCAUUUGGGAGUCUAUGGGCCCCACAUUCUUCUCUUUCCAUAGAGUAUAUUAAAACGUUGGCUUGUCAUUACAUUUUAGGUUAUUUCAUCUCAAAGGCUACAAUGGCUGGUAAUGUCAACUUCCCCAUUGCCUUACUCUAGAAAGCCAGGUAUGCUCUGGUGAUGCUAGGUUAAUAUCGUACUGGAAGACUUAAAAGAAAAGUAAAACUAAAAAUUUUUAAGUAAAAAAUCUAUUCUACCCUGCCCCAAUAAUUGCCCUAUCCUGCACACCAUUUAUUAUUUUGAAUGCUUUAUUAGAAAACACCUGCUAAAACUUGGCUUCUGGUCAUUUGAAAUAGGGCGAUACGGCGAUGCAGGGCAGAAUCCACUAUUCGACAAUCAAUUGAUCGAUCCUAGCCCGACUCCUUCCUAUACAGAAGGAAGGCUAGGAUCAAUCAUUGCAUAGUGGAAAUUUUAUUGUUACUUUUCCUUUAACCACAAAGGGAAUUGACCCAAGUUCUGAUUAUAUGCUUCCCAUGUAGUAAGUCACACAAGUUAGUGUCAGCUCAGAAACAUUGACUGCUUCUGGAUUGAUCUGUUCUACAAAAGUCUUCCUAAAGGGUCCAGCCAGUACAGGAGUGACAGGAGCCACAUUCCUGCUAGAAUUACAUUAGGCACCUAAAGUCACUCAGUGUGGCCUGUCUUAGCCAACAGCCCCCACCAGUGUUAUCGGAUAUCUCAUAAUAAUAGAUUUUGGGUGAAUUCCUAACUGAAGUGCAUUAAAGCAGUCACUGUCCUAAUUAAAUAACACUGCUUUUCUUCUCUAAGCAACUUCAGAUAAACCGUGUAGCCAUUGUGUUCCUUUAAAUCACUGUCUAAAAUACCCCCAACUCCACACCCAGUAUUAAAGGCUGGUUAGGUAAAUGUUGGAAAAAAACUGUUACAUGUGAAACUCCUCCAUAGCUGGAACUAGGGGUAGGCAGAAGAGGAAUGUUCCUAGGGUGCAACAGUGGGUGGGGAGCUAGCCAUGUACCUCAUCUACCUUCCCCUAAUUCAGCUUUCUAUCAUUUCUGCUCCCUGGCUGGCAAAACAUCAGUGUCAGGGUCCCACUCAUCACCAUCAUGCAUCACUGUUCCUGUUAAACACCCCCCAACAACCCAAUUCUCCCCUUUAACCUGGGCCCAGCACUGAAUUCCAUCAUCUAUAUGACUGCAGUGACUUAAAAUAUAUAUAUUAGUGCAACCUGAUCCAAUAGGUUUCUUAGGGGAAAUAAACCAAAAUAUACUUUUCAGUCAACCUAAUUGAAUGCAACUCUCCAACACACACUAUUGAAACAUUUAACUUGGCUUUAUAUUUAUCUUUAAAUAGAAUUGCAGUGUACCAUAACCUGUACUGCUGAUCCUGACUACAUGUACCAUUGAAACCAUGUAGCAGUAAGACCCAAUACCCACAAUAUGUCUCAAAAAAGAUCAAUUUAAAGUUGCACUCAAAUCCUAUUUAUCAAAAUAUACUGUCCCACUUUAUUGUGACACAGUGCAGAUAAUCCUCCUAUUUGGAUAAAAAGCAUCUGAGUUCAAGUAUGGGAUCCCUUAUCCGGAAACCCGUUAUGCAGAAAGCUCCGAAUUAUGGAAAGGCCGUAGUCUCAUAGACCCCAUUAUAAGCAAAUAAUUCUAAUUUUUAAAAAGUAUUUCCUUUUUCUCUGUAAUUUAAAACAGUACCUUGUACGUGAUUCUAACUAAGAUAUAAUUGAUCUUUAUUGGAGGCAAAACAACCUUAUUGGGGUUAUUCAAUACUUAAAUGAUUUUUAGCAGAUUUAAGUUAUGGAGAUCCAAAUUACGGAAAGAUCCCUUAUCCGGAAAAUCCCAGGUCCGGAGCAUUCUGGAUAACAGGUCCCAUACCUGUACUACUUUGAAUUUGUCUUUUCUUAUUUUCAACAUAUAAUUUAUGUUGGUAACCAUCAAGCACCACAUGACACUCAGAUAUUUGUAUUGGGGGGGGGGGUUAAGGACCAAUUUAAUAUUAUAGUUUGCAACUGAUAUGUUAGUUCAUUUCUACUGGCCCUUUGGACAAUGUAUGGAGAAUUUGAAAACAAUAGGUUUUAAUUUUUCCGAUCAUUUGGAUUUGUAUAUCAGGCUGAUAUACAAAUAAGUACCAGUUUCUUUUAAUGGUUAGUCAACAUCUAGAAAUAAAAAUAUAUCUAAAUAAUGGUAAAUAGUUUCCUCUGUUGCUGUACUGUAUUUCACAUCAUACUUGAGAGCGGUAAAAAAUGAGAAUAGUAUUAAAAGCCUCAUAGUCAGUGUGGGUUUUUUUGUUUGUCAGUGGCCCUGACAAUGUGAUAGCUUUUUUCAGUUGCAGGCUGAAAAGAGGUAGAACUGUAACCAUAGAGAAUGAGCACUAUAUGGAAAGGUGUUUAGAAUAGGUCCAGUAUAAGAACAGUUAAUAUAAAGGCAAACUUCUCCUUCCUGUUUACUAAAAGUAAUAUAGGUGUAACUGAGCUCUCCUUUGCAUUUGUGGUGAAGGAUAAUUUUGGCUUCCUGCACAACCCACUCCAAGCUGUACAUAUAUGUAAGUUGUUCAUAGAUGUUUCUUUUGCAUGUAGUAUUAGCAUUUAUGUAAUGACUAUAAUUAUGUUACUGUUAUUCAAGUAGAUUAAAUAGCUGCUUUAAUAAGUAAAUAUAUUUGCUCCAGCUGUCUUUCAGUUUUCCAUGUAAUGCUGUCCAGAGGUGGGGUUACACAAAAAAUGGGGAUUGUAUUGUAUGUCUGUAUCUAGAAAAUUAAAAUCCUGCAGUAAACAUGUAUAUUGCAA